ACACAGAGAAAGAGAUGGAAGACAAACAAAGAGAGUUAGGAGGAGAAGAGAAAGAAGAAGAACAUGCCAAAGUGGAAAUCUGGAAAUAUGUGUUUGGGUUUGUCGAAAUCGGGGUGGUAAAAUGUGCCAUUGAGCUUGGAAUAGCUGAUGCAAUUGAAAGCCAUGGCAGCCCCAUGACACUCCUAGAGCUAUCAUCUGCUCUAAGAUGUGAUCCUUCUCCCCUUUACCGCAUCAUGAGGGUCCUAGUCCACCUCAAAAUAUUCAAAGAAAAACCAGCAACCCAAUUAGGCCCCAAAGUUUAUGCACAAACACCUUUGUCCAAACAGCUAUUGAAAUCCGGAGAAAACAGCAUGGCUGCUUUAAUUUUGCUAGGGAAUAGCCCGGUAGUGCUAGCACCGUGGCAUGGCCUAAGUGCUCGAAUUCAAGGUAUUAGCAAUCCAGCAUUUGAAGCAGAACGUGGAGAGGAUAUAUGGAGCUAUGCCGCGGCCAAUCCUGAUCACAGCAAGCUUUUCAAUGAAGCAAUGGCUUGUGAUGCAAGGGUGGCUGUGCCUGCAGUGAUUGAAAGUUGUUCAGAGGUGUUCAAAGGGAUUGAGAAAAUCGUAGAUGUGGGCGGGGGUGAUGGGACUACUUUGCGCUUGUUAAUUGAGGCAUGUCCUUGGAUUCGAGGCAUCAACUUUGAUCUUCCUCAUGUUGUGUCUGUUGCUCAGGAGUGUGACCGCAUUGAGAAUGUUGGAGGUGACAUGUUUGAUUUUGUUCCAAAGGCUGAUGCUGUAAUUAUGAAGUGGGUUCUUCACAACUGGGGAGAUGAUGAGUGCAUCCGUAUCCUUAAGAAGUGCAGGGAAGCUAUUCCGGCGGAUAAAGGGAAGGUGAUAAUUGUAGAAGCGGUUAUCGAUGAAAAAGAUGAGAAAGAGGACAUCAAACUAACAAAUGUGAGAUUGAUGCUAGACAUGGCGAUGAUGGCCGCUACACAAAUAGGAAAAGAAAGGACCUUGAAGGAAUGGGGAUAUGUUCUUGCGGACGCUGGCUUUAGCCAACACACUAUCACACCUAUUCAUGCUGUCCAAUCCGUUAUUCAGGCUUUUCCUUAAAUUUAGAGAACAAAAAGUGUUAGUACCACUUUGCAAAACCCAAGUGAAGGUGUUGUAUAGUAGUGUAGCUUGGAAGUCCGAGUGUCGUAUCCACAAGUGUUUGUGGUUGAAAUAAGAGAUGUGAAGGAAAGAGAUGUGCAAUAUUAGGCAGGUAGGGUUUCCAUAAAAGAAGUUGUUCUCGCAAGGUGCCAAAUGAAUUUCGUUUCCAGGAUCCACCUUAUCAUCAACGCACUGUGCACAGAGGAUAUUUUGAACAGUUGUAUGCUUUUGUGUUUGCCUGAUAAUGCAAAGGUAAAAAGAAAAAAAGCAUGAGUAUGAACUGAUUGGAUAUCAGUAGGCCAAACUUGGCCUUUUAUAAGGCAGUUAAUUUCCGCUUGAAUCACAUCUGAUGGAUCUUAUGAUAAUCUCUUGAAAAUAAGUUUUCAAUAAAUAAGUGAUUCUUGU
This is a messenger RNA of Prunus persica (peach), 1532 nucleotides long. Its product is annotated as (RS)-norcoclaurine 6-O-methyltransferase. Gene Ontology annotation, molecular function: S-adenosylmethionine-dependent methyltransferase activity; O-methyltransferase activity; protein dimerization activity. The transcript is spliced from 2 exons. The record is from RefSeq and is a predicted model, not a curated record. Gene Ontology annotation, biological process: methylation. Bases 15 to 1088 code for a protein of 357 amino acids. Lineage: Eukaryota; Viridiplantae; Streptophyta; Magnoliopsida; Rosales; Rosaceae.